Molecule: messenger RNA, 3770 nt
Organism: Rubroshorea leprosula
Lineage: Eukaryota; Viridiplantae; Streptophyta; Magnoliopsida; Malvales; Dipterocarpaceae
Source: the annotation of a GenBank genome assembly
AUAAUAUGUAAAAUUGAAAAUCAUCUCUUCCUCCUCCUCCUCCUGAUCCCAUUCCAGGGUUUAUGAAUUUCUGAGCAAGCUUGUACAGAAGCUCUAGUGUUUUUUUUUUUUUUCAUGAUUUCUAGAGCUUGAAAAUGGAUCUACAGCCUUCCCUAUCGGGAAGGUACCCAAACGAUUCUCCCACAACCACUUCCUCUUCCCUUUCCAAAACUGUCUCCGAUGCCGGUAUCCAAAACCUCUCUUCUAUCCUCAACAACCCUCUCGCUGGCAAAUCGGACGCUUCCUGGAUCGGAUGGUUGUCCUCCUCCACCUCCGUUUCUCCUCCUGAAUUCGCUCCCCUAAUCUCAACCAAGGCCUCCACCGAUCUCGCCCGAUCUGACUUCCAAGGCUAUGUCUCUUCAAUCUCUGAAUCCUAUCACCGUUUUGAGGACAUUCAAAAGCACGCCACAAAGGAGAGCCUCGAUGUGGACAGCAUUGGCGGCCAGGGGGAGGCGCUCGUCGCGUGCUUGCGUGAGGUCCCCGCCCUUUAUUUUAAGGAAGACUUUGCAUUGGAAGAUGGAGCCACGUUCCGUGCCGCCUGCCCCUUCGCCAACGUUUCCGAUAACCUGGUGCUGCAGGAGAAGCUAUCGCAUUACUUAGACGUAGUGGAGUUGCAUUUAGUUAAGGAGAUUUCGCUACGCUCCAAUUCAUUCUUUGAGGCGCAGGGACAGUUGCAGGACUUGAAUGUCAAGAUUGUGGAGGGCUGUAGUAGGAUUCGGCAGUUGAAGGAGACAAUUCGACUUUUGGACUCUGAUUUGGUGGAUUCUGCCAGGCAGAUUCAAGAGUUGAAUGACACAAAGAGUAAUUUGUUAGCACUACAACGCAAGUUGAGGCUUAUAUUAUAUGUUAACCAGGCAUUAUCAGCUCUUAAAUUGCUUGUUGCAUCUGCUGAUUGUGCUGGAGCUUUGGAUGUCACUGACGAUUUGCAGCAUUUGCUGGAUGGGGAUGAGCUCACUGGUUUACAUUGCUUCCGCCACCUUCGCGAUCAUGUAGCAGCUUCGAUAGAUUCCAUAAACAGUAUUCUUUCAUCAGAAUUUAUGCGUGCUUCAAUACAUGAAACUGGAGAUACAGAUUCAGUUAUAUUGUCUAAAGCAAAAGCCAGAGCUUCCAUAUCUGUAAAUGGGAAAGAUGAUGAACAGGUUAAGUUACAUGAGGAAGAAACCUUUAAUUUUCGGGAUCGACUUCUCCCUCUCAUCGUUGGUUUGCUCCGAACUGCAAAGCUCCCCUUUGUGUUGAGGAUAUAUCGUGAUACACUUACCGCUGAUAUGAAAACAGCUAUUAAGACUGCAGUUGCAGAGCUGCUUCCUAUUCUUGUUGCCCGGCCUUUGGAGUCAGAAUUUUCACCUGCAGAGCGUAUAGCUGAUACAGAUGGUGGAGGUUCAUCACUCGCAAGCAAGUUGAGGAGCUUGUCAUCUGAAAACUUUGUUCAACUUUUAGCUGCUAUUUUCAAGAUUGUACGGGCUCAUUUGGUGCGAGCUGCUGAAGUGAAGAAGGCUAUUGAAUGGAUUAUGUGCAGUCUUGAUGGUCAUUAUGCUGCUGAUUCAGUUGCUGCUGCAAUUGCUCUUGGUGCCAUGGCUUCAGAAUCAGCUCAAGAGAAUGAUGGUCAAGGUGGAUCACUUCUGCCUUAUACAUCUGCAAAAAGUGCUGCCAAGGUUCCCCCACCUUCAGUGAAAGCAAAUGAAGCAAUGAACCCUUCAAAUAUGUCCAGAAAUUUCAGAGCUGAUGUAUUGAGAGAAAACACAGAAGCAGUUUUUGCAGCUUGUGAUGCUGCUCAUGGAAGGUGGGCAAAGCUCCUCGGGGUCCGUGCUGUUCUUCAUCCUAAAUUGAGAUUGCAAGAGUUUUUAAGCAUAUAUAACAUCACCCAAGAAUUUAUAAGCGCAACGGAGAAGAUUGGUGGAAGGUUGGGGUAUAGCAUCAGAGGAACACUACAAUCACAGGCCAAAGCCUUUGUUGAAUUCCAGCAUGAAUCACGAAUGACAAAAAUUAAGGCAGUACUUGACCAGGAAACCUGGGUGGAAGUGGAUGUACCAGAUGAAUUUCAGGCUAUUGUCAAUUCACUAUUUCAUUCUGAAGCAUUGAUUUCUGGAAACACAGAUGAGAAUGAAAGUAAAAUCACAGUUAAAUACAAUUUAGUGAUUGCAAAUGAUGAUGGUUCACUGAGGACAGAUACUGGAAAUCUUGAUGUUCAACAGCAAAAUGAGCAGACUGAAUCUAGUGCCAAAACUGAUAAUAAAACUUUAAAGGAUAAUUUACCGUCAUCUCAAAGUAACAGCAGUAACACAAAGGACCGUGGAAAAUCUACUGCUCAAACACUUGUAUAUGGAGAUGUUGGUUAUCACAUGGUAAACUGUGGCUUAAUGUUGUUGAAGAUGUUGUCAGAGUACAUUGAUAUGAAUAAUCUGUUGCCAGCACUUUCUUCAGAAGUUGUUCACCGUGUUGUGGAGAUCUUGAAAUUUUUCAACACAAGAACUUGCCAGCUUGUUCUGGGUGCAGGUGCCAUGCAGGUGUCUGGUUUGAAGUCCAUUACUUCUAAGCAUUUGGCAUUGGCAAGUCAAGUCAUUAGUUUCACAUAUGCUAUUAUACCUGACAUCAGGCGGACCCUUUUUCUGAAAGUUCCUGAGCCUCGAAAGGCACUGUUGCUAUCAGAGUUUGAUCGAGUAGCUCAGGACUAUAAGGUUCACCGGGAUGAAAUACAUACGAAGCUUGUUCAGAUAAUGAGAGAAAGAUUACUGGUUCAUCUACGUGGACUGCCCCAGAUUGUUGAAACCUGGAACAGACCUGAAGAUGGUGAUUCUCAACCAAGCCAGUUUGCUCGAUCCCUUACAAAGGAAGUUGGCUAUCUCCAACGUGUCUUAUCUCGAACUUUGCAUGAAGUAGAUGUUCAAGCAAUUUUCAGGCAAGUGGUCGUAAUCUUCCAUUCACAAAUAUCGGAAGCAUUUUCACGAUUGGAGAUCAGCACCCCUAAGGCAAAAGAAAGAUUACAUUGUGACAUAGCACACAUCCUUGGAUGCAUUCGAUCAUUGCCUUCUGAUAACGUGAGCAAUUCAUCUACUCCUAACUGGGGGCAACUCGAUGAAUUCUUGGCACAAAAAUUUGGCGGUGAAGCUGGUUAAUGCCUGUUUUGUUGUAAAGUAGCAAAAUUGAUUGCUUCCCUUAGGAAGCACAUCUGAAGGAACAAUUGGGGAGGAUGUUUAAACCCAUCACCUUGUAGAUUUAAAUUAAGGUAAGGUUCUUUUCUCGUGUUCAUUUUUUCAAUGAGAUCAGUAUUUGAAAGUUUUUAACCCUGGCCUACGGUAACAUCUUUAUAUGAAUGGUCUUGUCUCGUGACCAUAAUAUAAAUGAUAGCUUCCUACUGAUUGGAUUUCUUCCAGUUUUUGAUUUGCUUACAGGUAGAUGUUAAAAAUCUUUUGUAUCACAUUCAAUCAUUGCAACGGGAGGCGGCAUCUUCAUUUUCAUGUUCUUGCAGUCAUACUUGAUAGUACAGUUUUUGUAAUACCCCGUAUCAUCCACAUUUUGGUCUCUUGAAUCUUGAUGUAGUUUUCGGGUAAAAACUGAACGAAUCGAUUCUGUCUCACUUUUUUUGUUCAGUUGAGUGAUUGUAGUGGGACUACUAAUGUUUCCAGUCAUCUCAAGGCGAAAUUUGAUUAUUUCUAGCUUAAUUGUAUCAUUAUUCGAUUAAGAAUUUUUUUUUCUUAUCAGCAUUAUUCGAUUAAGAAAUAAUAACAACCUGU